This is a messenger RNA of Onychostoma macrolepis, 1868 nucleotides long. Its product is annotated as zona pellucida sperm-binding protein 3-like. The transcript has 8 exons. Lineage: Eukaryota; Metazoa; Chordata; Actinopteri; Cypriniformes; Cyprinidae. Gene Ontology annotation, biological process: binding of sperm to zona pellucida; egg coat formation; positive regulation of acrosome reaction. Gene Ontology annotation, cellular component: extracellular matrix. The record is from RefSeq and is a predicted model, not a curated record. The coding region runs from base 181 to 1437 and encodes 418 amino acids. Gene Ontology annotation, molecular function: acrosin binding.
CUGGGAACAAGCUGAAUUCACUGAAUGAAUUUUUAAAUUCAUAAAUUCAUAAGAUUCGAGUCAUUGGGACAACUCAAAGUCCCUAUACAAUUAGAUUAAGAACAACUGCGUAAUUGAAUAUAAACCUUAAAAUGCGUCUAAAUGAACUCUCCCACUUCCUGCUUCAUGUGAACCACGACAAUGCUAGAGAGUAAGCAUAUAGGGAUAAUUGUUCUAUUAGGUAUAUGCGUUACAAGCGCCAUUCGUAAUUUAAAAGAACAGCCGAUGAUAGGGCCAGAUUCUAGACAGUACAAAAUCAAAUCUUUACUGAAUGAGGAUCCUACAGAUGAUUUUACAGACGUGACCUCGAGCAGAUCUGCACCUGUGCAGGUGCUUUGCACUGAGCAAAGCAUGAUUUUGCUCAUCAGCGCGGACUUUCAAUCCAACGGCCGUCGCGUCACUUCUGAAGAAUUGAGCCUCGGUUGGUCUACCGAGAGCUGCAAAGCCUCUCAGUACAGUGAUACUGAAUAUGUGAUUAAAGCAGAUUUACACCAGUGCGGCUCAGAGUUAUCGAUUGAUGGAGAUCAUUUGGUUUAUUCAAACCGGUUGAUCUACACCCCAAUGCAAAACAGCUUUGGUAUUGUUAGGACAAGCGGCAUUUCUAUUCCUAUUGAAUGUCACUACAAGAGGAUUCACUUCGUAAGCAGUAUUGAUGUGAAGCCUUCCUGGGAGCCACUUACAUCUACUAAAUCAUCUGUGGAAUUGAUAAGUUUUUCCUUUCGUCUUAUGAAUGAUGAUUGGAAGACUAAAAGGUCAUCCUAUGUGUACCACCUUGGGGAAGUGAUGAAUAUCCAAGCUUCUUUCUUAAUGGCUGGGCAUUCUCCAUUGAGAUUAGUAAUGGAUAAUUGUGUGGUCACCCUGGAGCCUAAUGCUGCAUCAGUGCCCCGCUACAUGUUCGUUCAGAACCAAGGAUGUCUUGUUGACUCUAAAGUGCCAGAUUCGAGUGCCCGUUUCAUGCCCAGAAAACAAAAUCAUGUGCUUCAGAUGCAGAUGGAUGCUUUCUGUUUCCAUGAAGACCACCGGAAUGCUAUGUAUAUUACAUGCCAGCUGAAAAUUGUUGAUCUGGAGAUGAAUAUCAUGAACAAGGCCUGUACAUAUUCUAUAAACAGGUGGCUCAGUGUGGAUGGUCGGGAUGAGGUUUGUGAAUGCUGUGAAAAUACUUGUGAUGUCAUCAGCCAGAAACAAACUGGCAUAUGGAGUGGACUACCAAAGUGGUCAGUCAGCAGAGGAAGUAGAGGAGGACAUAGUCUCAGCCUUAGACGUCACACCCACGGACCGUUGGCUGAACGUCUGAUGCAUAUGGCACACAAAAUUGGAAACACUUCAGGAGUUUUGAAGUCGUCAUCGGAUUGGUUGAAUAAUUAUACAGGAUUUCCGGGUGUGUGUCGCGUUCUUUAACAUUCUGUCUGGAAACAAAGAUGCCGUGAUGCCAAACCCUCUCAUGGAAGAAGAAAGCCAUCGUGUUCACAACUGUGACAAUGAGCGCUUGUCAGGAUCAAGUAAGAUGUUUAGUUUAGUCAAGAUAUGUAAAGUUUGUGGCAUACUCUUUAAAAUACGUCUGAGUUUUACUCCGGUCUGCUAUUGUGGGGACAUUUCCACGGCCCUAAACAUGACGUGGCACCAAAUUAAACCUGAUUUAAGGUUUAAUUAACAAAUUAAACCUUGCUUUACCUGUCAAAUGGACACUUGGGCAUUCCUUGGACAUUGAAAACGGCUAAGGUUUCCAGACCUGCCAUCAGUCUGAAGGUCUGGAUACGCGAGACUAAGGAAGACACACCUCUUCCUCAUAUACUUUGCUUAUCCACAACCAUAAACCUUGGAAAGUACUA